Messenger RNA from Trichophyton rubrum CBS 118892, 420 nucleotides. RefSeq lists its product as uncharacterized. Lineage: Eukaryota; Fungi; Ascomycota; Eurotiomycetes; Onygenales; Arthrodermataceae. Bases 1 to 420 code for a protein of 139 amino acids. The record is from RefSeq and is a predicted model, not a curated record. The transcript has a single exon.
AUGCUCAACUUAUUGAUAUACACUCUCUGCAUGAGUGAGUGGAUUGGUGGGCUUCCGUCCGCUUGCUUGCUGGCCUCUUCUUUUUGCUUCCUUUUUCUUGCAUCCGGAGAAGAAUUGGUUGAUAUAUUUAAUACUUCCGACGUGGUCGAAGUAUUAUAUUGCUCUCCUUGUCUCUUUGUCUCCUGCUUUCUUGCUCUACUAUAUAUCCUGCGUAUAUACGGGUGUAUAUACGGCUGCAAACAGAACAGUUUCUCCCCUUUCUGUUUGCUGUCUGUUCUUGUCUUGCUUAUAAUCCCUCUAUCCCUCGUUCGAAACUCGUUGUCCCACCAGGCAUUCGUUUGCUCGGUCAUACAUAUAUCAACCAUUCCCUCCGAGAAACUCACUCCACACUCCCUAUACUCAACGCUGGUCAUAAUCUAA